Molecule: messenger RNA, 1526 nt
Organism: Alosa alosa (allis shad)
Lineage: Eukaryota; Metazoa; Chordata; Actinopteri; Clupeiformes; Clupeidae
Product: non-histone chromosomal protein HMG-14-like
Exons: 6
Coding region: 190-528 (112 amino acids)
Cellular component (GO): chromatin; nucleus
Molecular function (GO): nucleosomal DNA binding
Source: RefSeq, a predicted model, not a curated record
GGGGGAUCCAAUCCGGUUUCAGCUAGUUUAUGUUCCGAUAGAACAUUUAUGCUAGCUACACUGUGUUCCAAGAUACUGUUAGAGUCUUACUGAACCCAUACAGCAGUACAUUGUUAGCCUGCUGCCUGUGCUGUGAUUAGGUGAUCUUCUUUCCUCUACCUAAAAAAGUAGGCUACAAGUUUAGCAGCCAUGCCGAAAAGAAACAAAGCUAACAAUGACGCUGACGUCGCUGAGCCCAAGAGGAGGUCUGUGAGACUCCAAGCCAAACCACUGCCAAAGUCACCUGAGCCGAAACCAAAGAAGGCCCCUGCUAAGCCCAAAAAGGUGAAGGAGGUGGAGAAGGCGAAACCGGAGGAGAAGAAGGAGGUGGAGGAGGAGGCUGAGCCCGAGGCAGAGGUUGAGGCACCAGAGGAGGAGGAAGAGGAGGAGGAGGAGGCGGCACCCGCCGAGAACGGAGAGGCUAAAGCUGAAGAUGAGGCCGCCGCCACAGAAGAACCUGAACAGAAAGACGACGAGGCUGCCGAAUAACAUCACCACAAUACUCAAAAGAGCUCCCCAUACCUCUUUUCUUGUACAAUUCAGAGGACUAUUUUUAUCAACUAUUUUCUAAAAAAAAGCAGGUUUUUUAGUAGCUCCAAGUAGUAGAAACACAUUUUAUAGAAAAAAAAACACAAAAAAAAGAAAAUGCGUUAGGAGAAGGAUCUCAGAGUAUCCUGAUUUUGUUUUUGUUUUGUUUUGUUUGUUUUUUUAAGCUCCUGGACAGGAGUGGUCAUUGAGUGAUCUGUGUUUCUCUUAUUUUGUUCUUUCAUUUUUACAACUCUGUAUUGUUUCAAAGAGGGGAGGGAGUGGGGCUGGUUGCAGCAUAGAGGCCAUGCGACCAUGCCAUUUCUUUGAGGAAUCAGUUUUGUUGAAGGGGGAGUUUUUGCCUGAGAGACUAACAUUCCAUAGGCUUUAUGAGGGACUGUGUAUGUAACCUGUAUCGUAAGAGGGCGAAGGGUGGGUUGUAUACGAUAUUACAUUGUUUGUUUUGUUGUUUAUGAUUGGGUGGGCAGGGGUUGAUUGUUUGUAAGCUGUGCUCUAUGAAUCUAAACUCUCUUAUCCAUGCAGUCUUCUGAAUCAACAGCUUUGAUUGAUCAUCCUGUUACCCUAGUACUGUAUCAUUCAUCAGGCUUUGUGCAUAACACAUAAUGACUCUGUUUGGUGAUAGCAUUGCAAUAACAUUUGUAUAGCUGCUGUGAACACAACAAUGGUUUUCAUAAUUUCUGUAUGCAGUAUGUAUCGGUACUUGUUAAGGAUGACAAGAAUGGAAUCGUGUUUUAGCCAAGCUAAUGACAUGAACAACAUUACAGUGUUACGGCUAUAGCUAACUGGUGAGCAAAAUGACUAUUUUCACUUGAACAUACCAGCAGUAGCAAUAUUUUCCCAAGGGUUUUAGGUUUGAAGUACAAAUGUACAGUUUCAUUUUUUUUGUAGCUGUAUCUGUGUAAUGAUUGGUAUGAACAUACCAAUAAAAUGGUUGUAAUUUC